Phyllopteryx taeniolatus (common seadragon) is the source of this 4353-nucleotide messenger RNA. It is a transcript of the gene pou2f3, whose product is annotated as POU class 2 homeobox 3. Gene Ontology annotation, biological process: regulation of transcription by RNA polymerase II. NCBI's taxonomy places the organism in Eukaryota, Metazoa, Chordata, Actinopteri, Syngnathiformes, Syngnathidae. The coding region runs from base 2153 to 3238 and encodes 361 amino acids. The record is from RefSeq and is a predicted model, not a curated record. Gene Ontology annotation, molecular function: RNA polymerase II cis-regulatory region sequence-specific DNA binding; DNA-binding transcription factor activity, RNA polymerase II-specific. Gene Ontology annotation, cellular component: nucleus. The transcript is spliced from 14 exons.
AUAAUGCAACAUAAAUACAUACAGUAGUUCAAAAAGUAAUGGAGGAAAAGCAACUAAAAAAAACUAACAAGAAAUUGUGCAGGAAAUAAUAAAAUAGUUAAAAUAAAAUAAAGGAUAACUAAAAAGUAUAGUAAAAGAAAUAAUGGAAUAAAGGAGACAACCAAAAAUUAUGAAAAAAACAAAUGAAAAAAGUGACAAAAAUAAGGAAAAAUAGUUCAAAAUAAAAAGAACAAAAAAAUUAAGUAGUAAAAAGUUUUGCCGAAAGUAUCCCAAAAAUGUGAAAAAAUACAAAAAGAGAAAACAAUUACAACAGAAAUUUCAAAAAAAAAGAACGAACCAAUCACAAAUAUGAAAGCACCAACAAGAAACAGUGAUGAAAAUAAAAAAGAAAUAACAUAAAAAAUAAAGAGUCAAAAAAUAAUUGUGAAAAAGAAAUACCCAAUCCACAGUAGUUCACUGAUUGCCUAUUAGCAGUUUUUGGAUAUUCUAAAAGGAAUUCAACACUGUAGUUUUCCUGAGUUUCAAAGUGGCUAUGAUAGAGCCAAAGGGUACAAUUUGAUGUAAACAGUAUACAAUUCAUGGUUAUAAAGAGCUGAAGUUGGAAAUGACAAAAAUUACCCACCCUUGGGUCGUUCCAUUACAUUUGUAUUAACACAGUAAACUGGUUAAAAAAAAAUAAUAAUAAGGAAGCGAGGUGGACACAAAUGGCCAUCCUAGAGGUCAGAGGGUUUAAAUACUUACACAUUAAGGAACAAUCCAAAAAUAUUUGAGAAAAAAUGUACAAGUGUUUUAAAACAGGGAGUUACUUUUUAAUCACCUUGUAGAAUUAAUUCAACUGUCACCAGUAGUGGGAGGUUAAUGAGAUAUGAAUAAAAGCUCAAAGUCAGUUGGGAUAGGUGCUAGCUCACCUGCGACCCAAAUGAGGACAAGCGGUAUAGAAAAUGGAUGGCUGGAUGGAUGGUAUUGUAGAUACUUGAGUCACUGAAAAUUAGUGUGGGACAUCUCCGUUUCGGUCAUUUUUAAGUUUAUGGUGUAAAAGAAUAGGAAAAAACGAAUAUGUUUCAAAUGAAUGCUGGGUUACAUCAAGUUUAUUUCCAAUGUUGGUAUAGGGGGCAGUCCAUUAUUGCAUUCAGCACUUAUCCUGAUUCAUUAGCGCAACAGUGAGCCAGCAUCCCAGAAAGAGAUGUUCAGAGAUUGAGAGAAGACACUAAAAGUAAGUAGUGCUUUAGCUUGGGUGCCAGUGUAUGUUAUGUAUAAUCUUUCAUGAAAGAUGCAAUAUAUUUGAUGGAUGUCUGGACUUAAACCGCUAUCACACUAAGCAGCACUUUGUUUCUUUUUUUCUAAUCCCACUUUGAUGACCGAGACCGCCAUUGCACUUCAUUAAUUUAUUUCAAUCCCAGUUUGUUACUUUUGUGUGUUUGUAUCAGUGAAAGUUCCGUGUUAUCUUUAAUGAAAUCUGAAUAGUUUUGACAGAUGUUUGGACUCAGACCACUAUUGCACUAAACUUGUUUUACAGUCCAACCUAUGAAAUGAAUUCUCCAGGAUGCUAAGUAAUGUGUUAUACACAAUUCAUUGUCUUAUUUUCCCCGCACAGAAGACGCUUGGAGUGAGACUUUCAAUGUGUGCUUUCGCAGUAGGCCUCAUUGUUGUCUUAUGCAAAGCGUGCGGAGCGGGAUAGGGUGCGCAGCGAUGUAUGCAAAUGAGCCUCUCGGGCUGCCGGAGUACAGCGCUGCACAGGUGAGCCUUCCUCCACUCUGGAAAAUGCCAAAGUAAGUCAUACAAGUAGCAGUGGUAGUGACGGAUUCAUCAUUCUUUCAUCACAAAACAUCCACUUGAGGUCAGGAAGAUGAGCGCAGACACUCUGGAGCAGUCGGACACUCAGGCGGAGCAGACAAUGGCAGUUGGCCGCCAUGCCAGGAUGGCCCUGGGGCUUAUUUGCUGAGAAAUGCUGGCGGCCCCGCGGCUGAGGACGGCAACAAAAACAAAACAAUAAAUGGGAACUGUCAACAGAAAUGCAGAACUUCCUUUCAAACAAUGGCCUAGUGUGUGUGCGCGCGCAUGUGUGCCUGCAGCAAAAAGGAAUUGUAUUCCAUCGACAAAUAAAGACUGAGGACAUCAUCGACUCUUCCCACCUGAGCGCCUCGCUGAAGACAUGUCACAUGACGCAGAGCCCUCCCAUGCACAGCGCUCACAUGCCUGGGGUAAAAGGAAACAAAAUGACCUGACGUCCCUGCACAGCAUGCAGCAGUUGGUCCUGAUGCCGCCGUCUCACCUGUCGUCUUCGUCCCCCUUCCUGCUCUCCCAGAACCCCCCCAGCCACCACCAAGCUCUUCUGCAACAGAACCUGAUGUCACUACCCGGGCAGAAUCAGAGCGGUCUCAUGCAACAUCAGCCCGGCCUGGCUUUGACCCCGCAGGGGAUGAGUCGCUCCGGCCUGGUGGGCCCGUCGAUGGACAACCACAUGGACAUGUCUCACCCGCAGUUGCUCAAACACAUGGCGGUGCCACCCCAAGAAGAACCCAGCGACCUGGAGGAGCUGGAGCAGUUUGCCAAAGCCUUCAAACAAAGACGCAUCAAACUGGGCUUCACACAGGGCGACGUGGGCAUGGCCAUGGGCAAACUGUACGGCAACGACUUCAGCCAAACCACCAUCUCUCGCUUCGAGGCUCUCAACUUGAGCUUCAAGAACAUGUGCAAGCUCAAACCCCUGCUUGAGAAGUGGCUGAGUGACGCAGAAAACUCCCCUUCGGACUGCAUGAGCAGCGCGGGCUCCCUGCCGCCGCUGAUGGAGGGCUAUGGACGCAAGCGCAAAAAGAGGACCAGCAUUGAGACCAACAUCAAGCUCACGCUGGAGAAGCGCUUCCUCGACAACCCCAAACCCAACUCGGAGGAAAUCACGCUGAUCUCGGAGCAGCUGGCCAUGGAGAAGGAGGUGGUCCGGGUUUGGUUCUGCAAUCGGCGCCAGAAGGAGAAGAGGAUCUACUGCCCGGUGACUAGUUUGCCUGUCAAGACGCAGAGCUACAACUCUAGAAUGGCCGCCGCAGUGUCCAGAUCAUACAGUCCGCUGGCUUCAGGAGGAGUUUUAUCAAGUUCGUCUCCAAACUGCGUGAGUCGGGAAGUUUCACCCGACAGCAUGUCCAUGUCCGCGGCAUCUUUAACGUCUCUGGUCAACCCAGCGUCUUACAGCAGUCCAGGGUCCUGGUACCGUACUUGGAAUUCUAGCGUGUAUCCCCACUGAAGCACUGCUACACCCACUUUUUAAAAAAAUGUCGUUUAUUUUAGAAGGAUGUACGAUGAAGAUCUCGCGAAGAAGAUGAACUUCGACAUUGAAACGUAUACGGAGGAAACAUCGGGCGAUGAAGAUGAAGUCCCCUUUGACUGCUGUUAAGGAAAUUUUUACAGUCCAGCCUAUAAACUUAUAGAUGUGAGACUGUUGGGGGGAAAAAAAAGUCCAAAUAUUUCAGUUAGUAGGAAUGUACAUAUUGAGUAAGAAGUAAGAAAAUUUAGUUUCCCCCCCACAUUUGAGCAUUUUGCCAAAUCUGACUCUGGACUUGGAUUAUAUUGGAUAUUCAUAUUUGAUCAUAUUGCUUUCACUUUUAUCUACAACUGAGAUACUGUCAUCAUCUACAAUAUCAUCUAGGUAGCAUGAAAGAAAAGAAACAAACCAGGAUUACAAAAUGCAAUAGUGGUCUACAUCCAAACAUCCAUCAAAUGUUUCAAGAAGGAUGAUAUAUACCAUUCACUUAUACUAACAUACAAAAGAAACAAACUGGGAUUAGAGAAACAUCAAUAGGAGUUGGCACAGUGUUGCACUGAUGAAUUAGGAACAUUGCAGUAAAGGACUACCCCCUAUAUGUCAAAAUUGGAACGAAACUUUGAUUUCGACCAGUAUUUGUCUGAAACAUGCCUUCUCUUUAGUCCUUUUUCCACUGCAAAAUGACAACAAUGGAGUUUGCUCGCUCUAUUUCUAAGUGGCUCAUUUCAGACAGUCAGGUUCAAAUGUGUCUUUUCCCCUCUGUUUUAAAAUCUUUGGGAUUUUUUUUUUUUUUUUAAUUUACAGCGGUGGGGAACCUACAGUUUGUGGGCCAUCUAAAAAAAAACAAAACACGUUUACCCACUAAUGCUCAUAAUAUGUAAAAAUAGAUAUUUUCCUAAAUUUAGGGAGGACUUUAUUUCCUUUGUUUCCCCCAACCACUGUUGUAUACUUUGUGCACACAAUUGUAAUAAUAAGCAUUUGUAAAUCAUGCAAGUGAAAAUAAAAGUCAAAAACUAGAUGUCACUGACAAGGGACUAAUCACAAACUGUACAUGUAAACACAUUGAGAUCCAAUAAAAGAGUUGUAUUAAAAAUGUU